Molecule: messenger RNA, 1170 nt
Organism: Ilex paraguariensis (yerba mate)
Lineage: Eukaryota; Viridiplantae; Streptophyta; Magnoliopsida; Aquifoliales; Aquifoliaceae
Source: the annotation of a GenBank genome assembly
GGGAGGCGCAAGAGUUUGUGAAGGACUGAAUCAUUUACAGGACUAAAUACCUAUAUUCUUGUCGUCGUCCUCAGGGUCUUCUUCUUGCUUCCUCAACCUUCUUAGAGAGAGAGAGAGAGAGAUGUCGGACGAAGAGCACCACUUUGAGUCGAAGGCCGACGCUGGGGCCUCCAAGACCUACCCGCAGCAGGCUGGUACUGUACGCAAGAAUGGCUACAUAGUCAUCAAGGGCAGGCCAUGCAAGGUUGUAGAGGUCUCCACCUCAAAAACUGGCAAGCAUGGGCAUGCAAAGUGCCACUUUGUGGCAAUUGAUAUAUUUAAUGGCAAGAAGCUUGAAGAUAUUGUUCCUUCAUCCCACAACUGUGAUGUGCCCCAUGUUAAUCGUACUGACUACCAGCUGAUUGAUAUCUCCGAAGAUGGUUUUGUGAGUCUUCUGACCGAAAAUGGAAGCACCAAAGAUGACCUGAGGCUUCCCACCGAUGAAAAUAUGCUCAGCCAGAUUAAAGAUGGGUUUGCAGAAGGCAAGGACCUUGUGCUGUCGGUCAUGUCAGCAAUGGGAGAAGAGCAGAUCUGUGCCCUCAAGGACAUUGGUCCUAAAAACUAAAUUUGUGGCCAUAGCAGUAGCAGUAGCAGUAGCAGUAGCAAUAGCUACAGCUAAGCAAAUGUGUUCUGACAGAUUUUUAUAUCUCUAAAAUAUUCGUGUGCAAAAAACUUUAUUAAGAUGGUACUUAGCUGUGUAACUGGAACUGAUUCCCGGGUUUGUGCUUGUAGGUGGAUAGAAAACAAGUGCCAUUAUCUCCUUCAGGGAGAGGCCUUGCUUUUGGGUGGGACGUAAUUGAUGCUAUACAUAAGUUGCAUUCGAAUAUCAUGUUAUAUAUGUGUGACUAUGCUUAAGCUCAUUGAUGCAACACUUCUCCAUUUUUGGAUUUCUGUGUCUUAUUAUAAGCCCUUGUGGUUUUAUUUUAGAAUCUUGGGUUCGAGUUACCAAAUAGUCUCUUCGUGAUAAGAUAUCUAACUUCCUAAAGGCCUCAUAAUGCGGAGUUUUUAUGCAAUGGGGCAACUUUUUAGUGGAGUCAUUUCUGGCACAUCACAGUUGUCUAUGUUAUACUUUAGGUUCAUUGCUAAAGCCCACGUUGUCAUCAAUUGUAAAAUACUCAGACUAAUUCUCCA